Messenger RNA from Schistosoma rodhaini, 678 nucleotides. The record is from the annotation of a GenBank genome assembly. Lineage: Eukaryota; Metazoa; Platyhelminthes; Trematoda; Strigeidida; Schistosomatidae.
AUGAUGUGUAUUUCAUUAUCCAAAGAAUUUUGGCAAAAAAUAUUCAUUACCUUGAAUAGUUUAUUCAUUAUAUUUAAUAUUAUACUACUCAUAUUAGGUAUCAUCACACAUGAUACAUUAUUAAAAUAUACUACUAUUUUACAAGCUCCAGUACCAGUACUUAUUCCAAUGAUUAUCUUUACUGGAUGUUAUGGUUGUAUAGCUUCAUUCAUUGGAUAUAUUGGAUUAUGGAAACCAAUGAAUUUAAUUGCAUUAUUGCAUAUCAGUAGUAUGUGUAUUGUGACACUUAUUGAAAUUGCUAUAGCAACAACAUCAGCUGUUAUGUAUGAUCAAUUCUAUGCAACGACUCAUAAUGCUUUAUUAGAUGCUGUGAAAUGGUUUUAUAAAAAACCUCAAUACGAAAUAGAAAUGAAUAGUUUACAAAAUGAAUUUAAAUGUUGUGGAGCUGAAUCUUAUUUUGAUUAUAGAAAAAAUGGUAUGAAUAUACCAUUCUCUUGUAUGGUUGGUUAUUUAGUUUAUGCAAGAGGUUGUACUAAAGUAUUCACUGAUUAUAUUCAACAAUAUAUAAUUGUAUUCAUUACAUUAUGUUUUCUAUUUACAAUUAUACAAGGAAUCUAUUUAAUUAUUUCCAUUUUAAUGUUAAAUAGAUCUAUGGAUAAAAAAACUUUAUGUACAUAA